Python bivittatus (Burmese python) is the source of this 1126-nucleotide messenger RNA. RefSeq names its product G protein-coupled receptor 142 (gene GPR142). Gene Ontology annotation, biological process: G protein-coupled receptor signaling pathway. The record is from RefSeq and is a predicted model, not a curated record. Gene Ontology annotation, cellular component: plasma membrane. Gene Ontology annotation, molecular function: G protein-coupled receptor activity. Lineage: Eukaryota; Metazoa; Chordata; Lepidosauria; Squamata; Pythonidae.
CCUUGCAGAGGAGGAGGAGGACCCUCUCUUCAGACACCUGACUGCGGAGAAUCAGCACGGAUCGCUUGCAGCACUGGUGAAUAUAGGACAGUGAUUUCUGCAGCCAAAGCAACAAGCUGGAAGGUGCUAAGAGAAGAUGAACAAAAGUGAUCUGGCCUGGGGAAGCAGUGCCAAGGACCCAGAUGGAAAGGAGAUGUCGCCUUGUCUGGUCAGCAUGGGGGCCCUCCUCUACUACUGCACCCUGCUCUGCGUGGGCUUGCCUGUUAAUGUUUUAACCGCUGCUGUGCUUUCCCAUCUUGCUGCUCGCACCCAGAAAUCCUCGUACUGCUACCUCUUGGCCCUCACUGCUUCUGACAUCCUGACCCAGGUCUUUGUGGUCUUUGCCGGCUUCAUCGUGCAGGCAGCCAUCUUGGCCCGUGAAGUCCCAGGUGCCUUUGCCCAUGCAAUCAACAUCUUGCAGUUCGCAGCCAAUCACGCCUCCAUCUGGGGGACUGUAUUGUUGACUGUGGACCGUUAUGUGGCACUCUGCCAUCCCCUGCAGUACAGGGCUGUCUCCUUCCCAGAACGCACCCGGAAGGUAAUCGGCGCCACGUUUGCAGUCUCACUGGCUACCGGAGUCCCUUUCUGCUGGUGGCUAGAUGUUUGGCAUGAUGUCUACCCGCCCAGCACUAUGGACAAAGUCCUGAAGUGGCUUCGUUGCUCCAUCAUAUACUUCAUUCCCUGCACUGUCUUUCUGCUGACAAACUCUGUGACCAUCUGCAUGCUCAAGCGAUCAGGAGAUGCCAGCCGACGCCUCAGCAGAACCACAGCCAUCCUGCUGGCCAUCACCACUGUCUUCAUUGUCCUCCGGGCUCCACGGACAUUUGUCAUGAUCUACCACCUCUGUGUGGCAUCAGUCAGCCAGGACUGGCGAGUGCAUCUCGCCUUAGACGUUGCUAAUAUGGUAGCCAUGCUCCAUACCUCCAUCAACUUCUUCCUUUACUGCUUUGUCAGCAAGACCUUCCGACGUACUGUCCGCGAAGUGUCAGUCUCUUACAGAUUCCAGUGCACCCAAGCAGCAAGGAAGGAUACCAUGUUGGAACUAGCUCUGAAACCACUGGGGGUCUGGGCUGGGACUUCAGCUUAG